AUGGAAGCUGCUAUGAAUUUGUACAGUACAAAUUGUGGUGGUGAACUCAUGGAAGCGCUUGUACCUUUUAUCAAAAGCGUUUCCGAUUCUUCUCCUUCUCCUUCUCCCGCGUCUGCGUCUGCGUUUCUUCACCCCGCAGCGUCUGCGUUUUCUCUCCCUCCCUUCCCCGGAUACUACCCGGAAGACUGUUCGACGUUCAUGGCCCAACCGUUUUCGUACGGGUCGGAUCUCCAGCAAACCGGGUCGUUAAUCGGGCUCAACAACCUCUCUUCUUCCCAGAUCCACCAGAUCCAAUCUCAGAUCCCUCAGAAUCAUCCUCUCCCUCUUCCUCCGACGAACCACCAGAGCCACAACAACUCCUUCUCGAACCUUCUCGCUCCGAAGCCGUUGCUGAUGAAGCAAUCCGGAGUCGCCGGAUCUUGUUUCGCGUACGGUGCAGGCGUUCCGCCGAAGCCGACGAAGCUGUACAGAGGCGUGAGGCAGCGUCACUGGGGGAAAUGGGUGGCUGAGAUCCGUUUGCCGAGAAACCGGACUCGUCUCUGGCUCGGGACCUUUGACACGGCGGAGGAAGCUGCGUUGGCCUACGACAAGGCGGCGUAUAAGCUGCGCGGCGAUUUCGCCCGGCUUAACUUCCCUAACCUACGUCACAACGGAUCCCACAUCGGAGGCGAAUUCGGCGAAUACAAACCUCUUCACUCCACCGUCGACGCUAAGCUCGAAGCUAUUUGUCAGAGCAUGGCGGAGACGCAGAAACCGGCGAAAGCAGCGUCGAAGAAACGUGCCUCAUCGAAGAAACCUGAGACUGUUUCGUCGCCGGAUCUAUCGGAGAAAGUCAAGGCGGAAGAGAAUUCGACGAUCACUGAAUCUCCUCCGGCGACGACGGAGUUUGUGGAGUCCGCCGGAUCUUCGCCGUUGUCGGAUCUGACGUUCGCUGAUACGGAGGAGCCACCGCAGUGGAACGAGACGUUUUCGUUGGAGAAGUAUCCGUCGUAUGAGAUUGAUUGGGAUUCGAUUCUGUCUUGA
Molecule: messenger RNA, 1023 nt
Organism: Microthlaspi erraticum
Lineage: Eukaryota; Viridiplantae; Streptophyta; Magnoliopsida; Brassicales; Brassicaceae
Source: the annotation of a GenBank genome assembly